Tricharina praecox is the source of this 3124-nucleotide messenger RNA. RefSeq lists its product as uncharacterized. The transcript has 2 exons. Gene Ontology annotation, cellular component: EMC complex. Gene Ontology annotation, biological process: protein folding in endoplasmic reticulum. NCBI's taxonomy places the organism in Eukaryota, Fungi, Ascomycota, Pezizomycetes, Pezizales, Pyronemataceae. Bases 84 to 2912 code for a protein of 942 amino acids. The record is from RefSeq and is a predicted model, not a curated record. Gene Ontology annotation, molecular function: protein binding.
CUCAAGUAGUAACUCAACCUCAAAGUUCCACGUCUGUCUCAACCCCGACACACACCUCCGAUCCCCGAAAUCCACGCCUUAACAUGCGUUUCUUCGCGGGCGUACUGCUCCUUUUCAACGCGGUAUCCGUCCUUGCCGUCUAUAAGGAUGAUGCGUAUACCACCGACUGGCACAUCCCACUCAUCGGCCCGUCAAUCGCUUCGGCAACCUUCUUCCACCGCCCAGAUGCCGAGUCCAGAGCUUCGCUGAUCUACACGCUCACCACACGGUCCGUCCUGGCCGCGCUCAACCCGAAGGAUGGGGAGCUGGUGUGGCGCCAGCAGCUGGCCGAUGUGGCCGGCGGGAAUGGCCUCGCACGUGGUGGAAACGGCGUCGUCGUUUCGGCUACGGGAAAUGGCGUCUCCAGCUUUGACGCUGGCAGUGGGCGGUUGGUCUGGGACAAUGAGUUUGCGAGCAAAGUUGUCGAUCUGGGGGUCACUGCUGGUAAUGCCGUUGCGGCGCUGUUUGAGGAUGGUGCUGUCAGGUUGCUUGCCGAGAAAACGGGAGACGUGGCUUGGGAGUGGAGAGGUCUGGACAGCAAGGAUACUCCCGUCUCGAUCCACGUUACAAACUCGGAGGUUAUCGUGGCCUCGUCGCACGCUGCGAAGCAACUCCACCUGACUACUAUCGCUCUCGCUACUGGACAAGCGUCGUCGCCAUCGUCGAUUGCUGCACACGUGGACAUUCCCUCGAAGCACCAGGUGCUCCACGGUGAUGGCAUUUUGAGCUGGACCGAGAACUCAGGACGGACCCUCAAGUUUGCGCCCUGGGGCCGCAAAGUUUCCCCGAUCGCCGUCGAGAUCCCAAAUGAUGUCCGGGAGACAUCUUUGUACGCUCUCACCGACAAGAUCGCAGUACACUUCAAGACGCACGGCGACUCGUGGAUUGAUCUCUACCAUGUCAACGCCGCGACGCAAGAAGUGAGCAAGCUCUAUGCGCUCUUCCCCCGGAUCGGUGCCCACAGCGCUUCUUCGCUCAGUACCUCCGGCGACUUGACAUACCUCGUCUGGAACCUUCCCGGCGAGACCAUUCUCUACGACACCAGGCAGCCCGAGGUGCUGGCCACAUAUGUCAUUCCCAACCAGACGAUCAACGCGGCCUUUGGGAUCUCGGAGGUUGCUCCGCGCCCGGACGGGGCCUCCUACGCUAUGCGCACAUUCGUCUCUUCAACUGCUCCUGGAUUUGUUGGUGAUUCGCACCUGAUCAGGAACGGUGAGGUUGCGUGGAGCCGUAAGGAGUCGCUGUCGUCCAUUGUUGCUUCGACCUGGGUCGAGUUGUUGGACCAGGCUUCCGAGGAAAUCGUCGACGAGCUCAAGGUCGAGACCCACACCAACAUUGCCGCUGCCUACGUCCACCGCGUGAAGAGACAUCUUAAUGAGCUUGUCCUGUACGGCCCCGACUGGCUGCAGGCACUUCCGCACAGGAUCUAUAACGCUUUCUUGACUGCCGAGACUGUGGACACCGAGCACACUGGCAAGUGGAGGGACUUUUUCGGGUUCAGGAAGUUUGCUAUCGUCGUCACUGCAGAAGGCGGUCUCGCGGCUAUUGAUGUUGGCAAGGGCGGUGAAGUCGUUUGGGAGGCUUUACUGGCUUCUCCUGAGGUCAGGUUCCAGGGAGUCUUGGGCAUCUACGAAGUUCGUAAGGGAACAGUGGGUGUGGUCACUACUGGCGGCGACUAUGUUGAGUACGACGCCUUCGAGGGCACCUUGUUACAUCACGACAAGCUUGCGGCUACUGUUAAGGCUACAGCCUUGUUUGACACCCCAACGAAGGCUAAGGCUGUCGUUGCACUCCUCGACAACAACGACGCAGUUGUGCUUCCCCUCGGCGGCGAUUACGGUCUCGAACCGGUGCACUUGUCCAUCAAGGAGUCGGCCCGUGCGGUCAAGGGUAUCCGUGUUUCGGGCUCGUCUCAGCCGGUUACCACCUGGACAUUUGUCCCGCCGGCUUCGGAGGAGGUUACGUCGCUUGCUACCCGUCCCGCCCACGACCCCGUUGCGUCGAUCGGCCGCGUCCUCGGUGACCGCUCGGUGAUGUACAAGUACCUCAACCAGCAUCUCCUGGUCAUCACCACCAUCAACCCGGUUCUCUCCACUGCAUCCGUCUACCUCCUCGACGCCGUGUCGGGCUCUAUCCUCCACUCCGCCACCCACGCCGGCGCGGACACCUCGCAGCCCAUCGUCGCCACCGUCUCCGAGAACUGGCUGGUGUACACAUUCUUCGGCGACAACGACGUCGUCGCCACACCCGGCGCCGCAAAGGGCUACCAGCUCGUCGUCUCGGAACUCUACGAGAGCGAAUUCAAGAACGACCGCGGCGCACUCGGUCCUGCGGCCAACGUCUCCUCCUUCACCACCAACGGCAAGCCCUACGUCCUCUCGCAAAGCUACAUCUUCCCCUCUCCGGUGACAAGCUUCGCCGUGACAUCGACCAAGCAGGGCAUCACCUCGCGCGAGGUCCUCACGCUCCUCGCGGGCACCUCGCAGAUCUACACGAUCCCGAAGCGCGUGCUCGACCCGCGGCGCCCCGUGGGGCGCGACACCGACGCGGCCGAGAAGGAGGAGGGCCUGUUCCGCUACACGCCCGUGAUCGAUAUCGACCCCAAGGCGGUGCUCACGCACGAGCGCAAGAUGCUCGGCCUGACGCACGUCGCCACCACCCCCAGCAUGCUCGAGUCCACCAGUCUCGUCUUCGCCUAUGGCGGAGACCUCUUUGGUACCCGCGUCGCCCCUAGCAUGCCCUUUGAUAUUCUGGGCAAGGGCUUCGGAAAGGUUCAGCUCGUCCUCACGAUCGUUGCGCUCACUAUCGGCACUAUGUUUGUCGCGCCAAUGGUCAAGCGGAAGCAGAUCAAUAGUCGGUGGGCGGCUGUGUAAAGCGUGCUGGGGGGGUUGGUAGAGGUAGACUGACUGAUAUGUGCCCCGUUUCGAUGAAAUGAUUUACACAUAAAUAAUUUACUGGGGCGUAGAGGGUCUGGUUUUUUCUUUGGCUUCUUUCGUUUUCUUUGGCUUCUUUAGCGUUUUUCUUGUAUGAUAGGCUACCUACUACUACCUACAGUCGGAAUGGUAUGACUGGAUUGGCUUGUUGA